AUGGAUGACCUCGGCGGUGGGUGGAGUCACGCCGGCACCCGCUGUGAAGCCACGUGCCCCCUCUUAAAGCUCCCAAAUGCGGCGCGGCCGAAGAAGGGAAAGGUUUCCGUGAAGAAGAACAAGGCGGCGAACGGCUCCGGCUCCUCCAAGCCGUCGAGGAAGAAGCUUGCAGGGCAUGCGACGGAUGCGGUGGCUACCGAAGCACCGGCGAGCUCACUUGUUGAGCCGGCGGCCGACGCACACAAGGUGUUCGAGGAAAUGCCCCAAAGGCCAGGCCAGCCCCAGGACUGGCCCUGCUCAAGCUCCUUCCGUGGGCAAGGCACGUGGAUGUCGACCCGAGAAGAGAUCAAGAGAUAUCUUCCAUCUGCAGUGACGCAGGCAGUAAGACCCGGAGAGAGCGCCAUGCAGAUGCAGCCUCAGGGUGACGCGGGUACAGCGGAUGCGGCGGCGCUACGGCCCGACGCCAUUGAUGCGCUCGGACAAAGUCGACCGAGGAGCAAGUUCCAGUCCACCUGGUCGAGAGUCGAGACUCAAGAGCGAGUAGCUGAGACCCACCCGUGGAUUCUUUCACACAUGGACGCAAAGGUAGAGGCGGCCGGCGACGACGCGGUCCCGGAGGCGCCGGAGCAGUCCAUCGUCCUCAUCUCCGCCGGCGCCAACCACUCCGUCGCACUGCUCUAUGGUGUGCUCCUGGGGCCGGGGCGAGGACGGGCAGCUCGGCCACGGAGACUCCGAGGACCGGCCGUGCCGACGGUGCUGACCUCCUUCGACGUGCCACGCAUUACGUCCGUCGUCUGCGGCGCCGACCACACCGCCGCCUACUCCGACGACGAGAUGCAGCUCUACAGUUGGGGAUGGGUGAGUACGCCGCACGCCGCACGCCGCCUCCUGUUCCUGGAUAUCUUCUACAGUAGUUUCGUACUACGUGACGAGGCUGUGUUGGGUGUGCUGUGCAGGGGAGACUUCGGGAGGCUGGGACAUGGCAACUCGAGCGAUGUGUUCAACCCGCAGCCGGUAGUGGCCCUGCAGGGGAUGAAGAUCAAGCAGAUCGCAUGCGGUGACAGCCACUGCCUCGCCGUCACCGUCACCGGACAAGUGCAUAGCUGGGGGCGCAAUCAGAACGGGCAACUUGGUCUCGGAAACAAUGAAGACUCGCUGCUCCCGCAAAAGAUCAAGGCUUUUGAGGGUGUCUGCGUAAAAAUGAUCGCUGCUGGCGCCGAGCAUACUACGGCCAUAACAGAAGAUGGCCAUCUCUACGGAUGGGGCUGGGGUCGAUAUGGCAACCUAGGUCUCAGCGACCGCGACGACCGAUCAGUCCCGGAAAAGGUUUCUUCCGUUGAGGGAGAAAAGAUGGCGCUUGUUGCAUGUGGGUGGCGCCACUCGGUCACUGUGUCGUCGUCUGGUGGUCUGUACACCUACGGGUGGAGCAAGUAUGGCCAGCUAGGCCAUGGUGAUUUCGAGGACCAUCUGGUUCCACGCAAGCUCGAGGCCCUCAAAGACGUUUCCAUUUCUCAGAUUGCAGGUGGGUGGAGGCAUACAAUGGCAGUCGCUUCAGAUGGGAAACUCUACGGAUGGGGGUGGAACAAGUUUGGCCAAGUUGGUGUCGGCGAUAACAUAGAUCACUGUUCCCCCGUGGAGGUGAAUUUCCCCGACGAACAGAAAAUUGCACAGGUUGCCUGUGGAUGGAGGCAUACUCUUGCCCUGACAGAAAACAAGAAUGUUUUCUCAUGGGGUAGGGUUGCCAGUGGACAGCUUGGUCAUGGUGAAAUAAUCGACAGGAACACACCCAAGAUGAUCGAUGCCCUGAGCCUGGACGGGUCUGCUUGCAAGCAGCUGGAGUCAUCAAACGCUGUUCCAAUGAUAGCUAAAGUCUGGGUCCCUCCUUCGAAGCGAUUCGCCAUCGUCCCCGAGGAGAAUGUUAGUAAACCAGGCAAUGGAACCGACAAGCACGCGCCUGAAGGCGAUGCCAAGAGGAUGCGCGUCUGAGCAUAUGUCCUCAUUCCACCCUCCUUGGUCACCUAUCAGUAAUUCAGUAUACAAAUAAGCUUAUUAGCUUGGACAAUUUUCUCCUUCACCAUCUAAUAGUAUACAACUACAUGGUGCCCA
Molecule: messenger RNA, 2106 nt
Organism: Triticum aestivum (bread wheat)
Lineage: Eukaryota; Viridiplantae; Streptophyta; Magnoliopsida; Poales; Poaceae
Product: ultraviolet-B receptor UVR8-like
Exons: 14
Coding region: 1-1986 (661 amino acids)
Source: RefSeq, a predicted model, not a curated record